UGUCAAAAGACUCGCAGGCAGUCUCAGUCGUCCCUCUUUCCCUAUCACUUCACUUGGAUCUUUGCUUUGCUUUCGCUUUUGUCUUUCCCUGUCUUUGAUCUGCACUGCAAUUCUCCCUUUUUCUUCCAUUUCCCAUUUUCCAUUUACAAUUGGGAAUGGGAAUGGGAAUGGGAAUGGCAUCGGGAUCGCAUCCUUGAUUGAUUGUUUCAUCCUUUUCUUUGAGACUUCAUCUUUUCCUUAUAUUUAUCCAAUUUUAAAGAGACAAUAUAUUGGUCACUUGAGAGUGAGAGUGGGAGUGAAACAAACAGAAGCGGUGGUGGUGGGCGGUCGGUGGUUCCUGGUGGCAGUCAGCGGCGUCUGCUGCUCCUGAUUAGCUGGCACAAGGAGUGCUGGAGUCGCGCAAGAGUAAUGAGCUUGUAGUUGAAAGAGCACAACACACACUGCUUUAAUGGGGUCCGAGCAGCACAGAUUCCCUCAGCAGGAGCUGAGAAAGAGAUGGGGAGGAUGUUGGGGUGCAUUUUCUUGCUUUGCCUCACAGAAAGGAGGAAAGCGCAUAGUGCCUGCAACUCGCAUUCCUGAAGGCAAUGCAUCAGCAAAUCAGCCAAAUGGACCCCAAACAGUUGGCCUGACCAACCAAACAACGUCGCUGGCUCCUUCUCUUCUUGCUCCGCCUUCUUCUCCAGCAUCAUUUACAAAUUCGGCCCUUCCUUCAACAGCGCAGUCUCCUAGUUGUUUCUUGUCUGCCAACUCACCUGGAGGUCCUUCAUCCACCAUGUAUGCCACUGGGCCAUAUGCCAACGAAACACAACUUGUCUCUCCUCCUGUUUUCUCAACCUUCACAACUGAGCCGUCCACUGCUCCUCUCACUCCCCCACCAGAGUUGGCUCACCUAACUACUCCAUCUUCUCCAGAUGUGCCAUUUGCUCGUUUCCUCUCAUCUUCUGCAGACAUUAAAAGUGCUGAGAAGGCCAAUUACAUUGCUGCAAAUGAUCUUCAUUCAACAUAUUCACUCUAUCCUGGAAGUCCUGCUAGUAGUCUCAGAUCACCAAUUUCAAGGGCAUCAAACGAUUGUUCAUCAUCAUCUUUUCCUGAGCGUGAUUUCCCCCCACAUUGGGAUCCGUCAGCUUCUCCCCAAAAUGGUACAUAUCCAAGGGGUGGUUCUGCCAGGAUGUUUGGGCAUGACACAGCUGGAGCUUCUGUGGCAUCUCAAGACUCAAAUUUCUUUUGUCCUGCUACAUUUGCACAAUUCUAUCUGGAUAAUCCGCCAUUUCCUCAUGCUGUUGGAAGGUUAAGCGUGUCCAAGGAUUCAGAUGUUUACUCUACUGGUGGGAAUGGAAGUCAGAACAGACACAAUAGAAGUCCCAAGCAAGAUGUGGAAGAAAUAGAAGCGUAUAGAGCAUCCUUUGGGUUCAGUGCUGAUGAAAUUAUCACUACAACACAAUAUGUGGAGAUUUCUGAUGUGAUGGAGGACUCGUUUACCAUGACACCUUUUCCCUCUCAUAAAUUACCUACAGAAGAAAGUAUGGAACCGACAUCUGUCAUUGAAGGACUAAAGGCACAUAAGACAAAAACAAACUUGCAGAGUCAGGAGAGUCAUAAAUCUGAAUCAGAUCUUGAUGAGGGUGGACGUUGUGACUCGCUCAUGUCGUGUACUGGAUCCGAAGAUCACAAAUCAUGGAGGCAGUCUGGUGAUGUCUCUCGAUCAAGUACGCCUGGAAUCCGCAUCAUGGCCAAUGAAGAGGAAAUUUUUUCAAAGAUGGGGUCUUCUAAAUUGAGCAGAAAGUAUCAGAUGGGUCAAUCUAGCUCAGAUGCAGAAAUUGAUUAUAGAAGGGGAAGAAGCUUACGAGAGAGGAAAGGAGAAUUUGCGUGGAAUGACUAAGAGUAAGCAAUAAAGCGCAUUAUUAGUUGUUUCACGUGUGUUAAUUUGAUGUUGUGUUUUUGCUUACGUUUCUGUUUGGUGUUGUGUGAUAGGUGGAAUGAUCUAACCGAUUAUGUAACCUGUUAUUUCAAUGGUGUGUAAUCCGGUCUCUGUGAUUGAUGAAUGCUGUUGCUGUAUGUGAAUGAAACAAAUGGUAUAUGUGUUUGGUGAAA
Molecule: messenger RNA, 2091 nt
Organism: Pyrus x bretschneideri (Chinese white pear)
Lineage: Eukaryota; Viridiplantae; Streptophyta; Magnoliopsida; Rosales; Rosaceae
Exons: 3
Coding region: 449-1879 (476 amino acids)
Source: RefSeq, a predicted model, not a curated record